AUGUCGUACUUUAUUCCACCAGUUAAUUAUGGCAUGAUCGAGGAAGAUUUAUACCGCUCAGGACAGCCCAAUGAGCUUAAUUUUCCCUUCCUAGAGCGAUUAAACUUGCGUACGAUUAUUUAUUUGGCCCUAGAAGAACCGAAUCCACAAUUUCAGAGCUUUGUCGAGGAACAAGAGAUUCAACUUGUUGUUUUAGGAGGCAAUACGCGCAUGGAGAGUCGUCGUAAGUCGUGGGAGCCAUUGUCAGAAGAAACGGUUCUUGCAGCACUUGAUAUUAUCCUCGACCGUUCGAAUUAUCCACUCUACAUUACGUGUCACCUCGGUCGCGACCGUACAGGUGCCGUUGUGGGUUGUCUACGAAAGAUUCAAGGAUGGCAUUUGUCGUCUAUCUUUGAAGAAUAUCGGCGGUUUGCUGGCAGCAAAGUGCGGCUACAGAAUGAGCAAUUUAUUGAGCUCUUUGACACGGAUUUAGUAACGAUACCUGUGAAUCCACCAUCUUGGUUGAAAAAACAUGUAUGA
Molecule: messenger RNA, 519 nt
Organism: Peronospora belbahrii
Lineage: Eukaryota; Oomycota; Peronosporomycetes; Peronosporales; Peronosporaceae
Source: the annotation of a GenBank genome assembly